Messenger RNA from Sorghum bicolor (sorghum), 3880 nucleotides. RefSeq names its product receptor-like protein 12. Gene Ontology annotation, molecular function: protein binding. The transcript is spliced from 3 exons. The record is from RefSeq and is a predicted model, not a curated record. The coding region runs from base 55 to 3156 and encodes 1033 amino acids. Lineage: Eukaryota; Viridiplantae; Streptophyta; Magnoliopsida; Poales; Poaceae.
UGGGCAACGAGCUAGCUAGACGAAGGAGUCCCAAGUUCUCAGCAGUCAGUCAGCAUGAUGGUCUCCAUUACCAGCCACCGCCAGCAGCUCCUGCUGUACCUGCACUUGCUCGUUCACUUGUUCCUUGGGAUCCAACAGCUCUCGCACUCCCUCGCCACCUACACCAACCAAACUACCGUGCCACCACCAGCAGCAGCAGCUGUUCCAUGCCGGCCGGACCAGUCCGCGACGCUGCUCCGGCUGCGGCGUUCCUUCUCCACCACCACCGACUCCGCAUGCACCCUUGCGUCGUGGCGGGCUGGCACGGACUGCUGCCUCUGGGAGGGCGUCUCCUGCACCGCUGCCGAUGGCCGCGUCACCACCCUCGACCUCGCCGAAUGCUGGCUGCAGAGUGCCGGCCUCCAUCCGGCGCUUUUCGACCUCACCUCCCUGAGGUACUUGGAUCUCUCCUUCAACAGCUUCAAUGAGUCAGAGCUCCCGGCCGUCGGGUUCGAGCGGUUCACCGAGCUCACCUACCUCAACCUCUCCUACACCGACUUUAUAGGCAAGAUACCGCACGGGAUACGACAGCUCAGCAAACUGGUAACCCUGGACUUCACCAAUUGGAUUUAUCUUAUCGAAGGUGACAACGACUAUUUCCUGCCACUCGGCGAAGGAAGGUGGCCUGUCGUAGAGCCAGACAUUGGAGCAUUCGUCGCUAACCUUAGCAACCUCAAGGAGCUUUAUCUAGGCAAUGUCGACUUAUUUGACAACGGGGCAGCAUGGUGCAGUGCCUUUGCCAAUUCCACUCCACAACUUCAGGUUCUCAGCCUACCAAAUACCCACAUCGAUGCUCCAAUUUGUGAAUCAUUGUCCAGCAUUCGCUCACUGACCAAGAUCAACCUAAACUAUAACAAAGUGUAUGGCCAAAUUCCAGAGUCCUUUGCUGACCUACCUUCCCUCACUUUUCUUAAGCUUGCUUAUAAUCGCCUCGAAGGACGGUUCCCGAUGAGGAUCUUCCAGAACAAAAACUUAACAUCUAUUGAUGUUAGUUAUAAUUCCAAGAUAUGUGGUUUGCUUCCUAAUUUCUCAUCACAUAGUAUUAUUAAGGAAUUGCUUUUUAGCAACACUAACUUCUCUGGUCCCGUUCCGAGUUCAAUAAGUAAUCUCAUAUCCUUGAAGAAAUUAGGUAUUGCAGCAACUGACUUUCACCAAGAGCAACUUCCCACUUCAAUUGGCGAGCUCAAAUCAUUAACAUCAUUACAAGUUUCUGGAGCUGGUAUAGUAGGAGAAAUACCAUCUUGGGUUGCAAAUUUGACUUAUUUGGAAACUUUACAGUUCUCAAACUGUGGGUUAUCUGGUCAAGUACCUUCCUUCAUAGGUAACCUCAAGAACCUAAUUACAUUGAAAUUGUAUGCAUGUAAUUUUUCAGGUCAAGUUCCACCACAUAUAUUUAAUCUUACUCAAUUAGGCAUCAUAAAUUUUCAUUCCAAUAGUUUCAUUGGUACCAUCCAACUCAGCUCAUUCUUCAAAAUGCCCAACCUAUUCAGAUUGAAUCUUUCAAACAACAAACUUUCUAUAGUAGAUGGAGAAUACAAUUCUUCAUGGGCAUCCAUCCAAAACUUUGAUACUCUAUGUCUAGCAUCCUGUAACAUGUCCAAGCUCCCUAAUUCCUUGAAGCACAUGCAUUACGUUGAAGUUCUUGACCUUUCAAACAAUCACAUCCAUGGCCCUGUACCUCAGUGGGCAUGGGAUAAUUGGAUCAACUCACUCAUCUUGAUGAACAUAUCGCACAACCAAUUUAGCAGUGGUAUUGGAUAUGGCCCUACCAUUUCUGCUAAUAUGUUUGUUAUCGAUAUCAGUUAUAACCUAUUUGAAGGGCCCAUACCUAUACCAGGACCGCAGAACCAACUAUUUGAUUGCUCAAACAACCAAUUUUCAUCCAUGCCAUUCAAUUUUGGUUCUUACUCAAGUAGUAUUUCCCUACUCAUGGCUCCUAGAAACAAGUUGUCUGGAGAAAUUCCACGAUCAAUCUGUGAAGCAACAAGCCUUAUGCUCCUUGAUCUCUCCAAUAAUUAUUUGAUUGGCUCCAUCCCUUCUUGUUUAAUGGAGGAUAUGAGUCGCUUGAAUGUAUUAAAUUUGAAAGGAAAUCAACUUCAAGGAAGAUUACCAAAUAGCCCAAAGCAAGAUUGUGCAUUUGAGGCAUUAGACUUUAGUGAUAAUCAGAUUGAAGGACAAUUACCUAGAUCUCUAGCUGCUUGCAAAGACUUGGAGGUUUUUGAUAUCGGGAAGAAUCUUAUUAAUGAUACAUUUCCAUGUUGGAUGAGUAUGCUUCCUAAACUUCAAGUCCUUGUUCUAAAGUCCAACAUGUUCAUUGGAGAUGUGGGGACAUCUAUUUUAGAAGAUCGAAAUAAUUGUGAGUUUGGAAAACUUCGAAUUAUUGACUUGGCUUCAAAUAAUUUCUCUGGAUUAUUGCGGAACAAAUGGUUUAAAUCAAUGGGAUCCAUGAUGACUAAAGAUGUCAAUGAGACAUUGGUCAUGGAAAAUCAAUAUGAUCUACUUGGCCAAACAUACCAGUUCACCACUGCCAUCACAUAUAAAGGAUCUGAUAUUAGUUUUUCUAAAAUUUUGAGGACCAUUGUCAUCAUUGAUGUUUCUAAUAAUGCAUUCUAUGGCCCUAUUCCUGAGUCAGUUGUGGACCUUCUUCUACUUGGUGGGCUGAAUAUGUCAUGUAAUUCCCUCAUUGGACCGAUACCAUCUCAGCUUGGCAUGCUACAUCAACUUGAGUCACUAGACCUAUCUUCAAAUGAACUUUCUGGAGAGAUCCCAUGGGAGUUGGCAUCAUUAGAUUUUCUUUCAAUGUUGAAUCUAUCCUACAACCAGCUGCAGGGAAGAAUACCUGAGUCUUCACACUUCUUGACAUUCUCCGAUCUCUCAUUUUUAGGAAACAUUGGCCUAUGUGGGUUUCAAGUGUCCAAAGCCUGUAACAACAUGACACCAGAUAUGGUUCAACAUCAGUCCAAGAAGGUAUCAAUAGACAUUAUACUAUUCCUUUUUGUUGGAUUGGGAUUUGGUGUUGGAUUCGCAAUUGCAAUUAUCUUGACAUGGGGAAUCUCAGCGAGCUCAUCCUUACCUUUACAAUCCACAUUGUUGAGGAUAAUGUUCCAUCUCCAAUAAUAUGUCCAACUACUUCACCUAAUCAACCAUGUCAUCUCAAGGAGGAUGAAGGUCACCUUCCCAUUGUUCAAGAAGAGUCAGCUUCAUUGUACAAAUUCCUCUUCAGAACAUAUUUUCUUCAAUUAGGGGUAAUAACCUAGCUUGCCAUCCAAUGGGGUUUCUAGACUACUGAUUGAUGUUUGAUGAUAAGGGUUAUGUUCCAUCCAUUACUAUGCUUGAAAAGUGAUCAAAUCGAUAAAUCCUCGGCCAUAUUGGAAGAGGGAUUCUAGCGAUGACAUUUGGAUUUAAGAGCAUGAACUUUUCCACUUUGGAUGCAUGGUAUGUUUUCAACGGUAAUGGUAUUGUCUCUGAAGGUGGAAUCUCCAUGUUUAAUGAGUGUGACUAGCUUCCAUCAUACAUUGCUAUGUCUGGAGAUACUCCAUACCAUUGUCCAUACUUAUCAUAGCUUUAGUCUUUUUACUUUGUUGUUUAUGACAAUUUUAGUUGCCAAUAUGCCCGCCUUUAUAUAGUGCAAAGGUUGUUCAAUAGAGGCUUGUAUAUGUACCAAACUUUUGUCUAACAAAUGUGCCCCCCAAUAUUGUCUUUGCUGAACAUUUAGACACAAUUCAAGAUUAUGAUUAGAGGCCAUUCAUCCCAAGAGUAAAUGAGAUAUAUGCAUGUGUUUCAUUUGGUCUGAUGUUGGUUGAGCCCUGCCAUAUGCUUAAGGAAGGCAAACAUUGUGCUA